Messenger RNA from Arthroderma uncinatum, 1890 nucleotides. RefSeq lists its product as uncharacterized. The record is from RefSeq and is a predicted model, not a curated record. Lineage: Eukaryota; Fungi; Ascomycota; Eurotiomycetes; Onygenales; Arthrodermataceae. Bases 1 to 1890 code for a protein of 629 amino acids. The transcript is spliced from 8 exons.
AUGUUGUAUUCUCUCGCUCUUCUGGCGCUCUCCGCCGCCACGGCUACUGCAUCCUAUGCGGGCAACCUGAACUACCGCAGUCCUUCCCUGCACCAUCCUUCCCUAGGUAUCUCUGUGCCCAAGGUUGCGAAGAGAAGCGACCCGUCCGCCGGAUUCACCGCAGACGGAUUGAACUUCACUCACGGCGUUGCGUCUGGAGAUCCCUACGCCAACUCCGUUAUCCUGUGGACUAGAUGCUCCCCGCAUUUCGAUGAUGUCAAUGACAACAGCACCGUCUCCGGUGACGUGCCACUUUACAGCCCUGUCCCAAUCCAAAAGGAUACCGAUGAACAUAAGCCUAUCUCCAAGGCUCCUGUUUGCCUGACCUACAAGGUUGCCAAAGACAACAAGUUUAAGCAGGUUGUUGAGAAAGGAACUGUCUACACUAGCUCCGAUGUCGACUACACUGUCAAGGUUGAAGCCACGAAGUUGAAGCCAUUCACCACCUACUACUACCAAUUCUAUGUUUGCAACUCGGACAAGAAGAGUCCAAUUGGACGUACCAAAACCGCGCCAGCUGAGCACGACUUGGUCAAGGAUAUCUCCCUUGCCGUGUACUCUUGCAGCAAUUUCCCAUUCGGCUUUUUCAAUGCAUACGGAAAUCCCGUAAGAAAGGACUCGGUCGACUAUGUCCUUCAUCUAGGUGACUACAUUUACGAAUAUGAGGAUGGUCACUAUGGUUCUGGCAAGGACAUUGGACGAGUACCCUUGCCCAAUCGUGAUAUCAUCACCCUUUAUGAUUACCGCAAGCGCCAUGCUACCUACAGAACCGAUUUGGACUUGCUUGCCAGUCAUCAGAAUUUCCCCUGGAUCCCAGUCUGGGAUGACCACGAGGUCGCUGAUAACACCUACCGUGAUGGAUCAUCAAAGCUUAACAACACCGAGCAAUCGUUCAUUGCCGAUGGUGGAAUCAGCACCGAUCAGAGAAAGAUGAACGCUGUUCGCGCUUACUUCGAAUGGAUGCCAAUCAGACAAGUCGAGAUGGACGACAACCUUCGUAUCUGGCGUAACUUCCAGCUUGGCUCCCUUCUUGACGUCCUCAUGCUCGAUACCCGUGUCUAUGAUCGUUCAAUCACAGAUCUAUACUGGAACACCGAUUACAUUGCCAAGAUUCGGGGUGACGCCAGCCGUACUUUGAUGGGCUCCCGUCAAGAGAACUGGUUCUACCGAAACCUCAUUGAGUCCGCAGAGCGAGGUGCUAAGUGGCGUGUCAUCGGAAGUCAGAUCGUGUUCUCUCACAUCAACGAAUCUGCUGCGUUCGGUGCUCACCGCAACCUUAACAAUGACGCUUGGAGCGGUUAUCAAGCAAACAGAAACCGCACCUUCAAGACUCUUUAUGACCACAAUAUCCCAAACAACAUCAUGAUUGCCGGUGACAGUCACGCCAACUGGGUCAGCGAUCUUGUCUGGCUGGACGAGAAGCCAUAUGACCCCAAGACCGGCGAGGGUGCUAUUGGCGUUGAGUUCGCCGGUUCAGCAAUUUCCUCUCCAUCCCCCGCUGGUGCCAAAAUCAGCAUCAAGGAUUCCAUUGAGAAAUCAAAGCUUCUCGCAACCACCAACAAAGUCCUGCAAUGGUCUGAGCUGUAUUACCGUGGCUACUUCGAGCUCCACUUUAACGAGAAGGAAGUGCAGGCCCGAUACUUCGGAACUCCCCAUAUCCGUAACCGAAAUGCGGAUGAGAUCUCCCUGGCCAACUUCACGGUAAAGGCUGGAGCUAACCGUCUAGACCGAGGAAAGGUUGGUGUCCCUGGUGGCGGUAUUGUCGAGAACGGAUGGCUCAAGGGUGGAAAGGUGGUGCAAACCAACCUGACCAACAACACUGAGAGUGGAAUGUGGCACAUCAGCAAGUAA